Neopsephotus bourkii (Bourke's parrot) is the source of this 344-nucleotide messenger RNA. Its product is annotated as U6 snRNA-associated Sm-like protein LSm5. Gene Ontology annotation, molecular function: RNA binding. Gene Ontology annotation, biological process: mRNA splicing, via spliceosome. Lineage: Eukaryota; Metazoa; Chordata; Aves; Psittaciformes; Psittacidae. Gene Ontology annotation, cellular component: Lsm1-7-Pat1 complex; U4/U6 x U5 tri-snRNP complex; U6 snRNP. The transcript is spliced from 4 exons. The record is from RefSeq and is a predicted model, not a curated record. The coding region runs from base 104 to 292 and encodes 62 amino acids.
UGUCUUGUUCUAUAAAACAGUCUCUUGUACUUUUCAACUUUGUUGUUUGUUUUUAUUUACAGAGCUUGUGGACAAGUGCAUAGGCUCCCGCAUUCAUAUUGUGAUGAAGAGUGAUAAAGAAAUUGUUGGAACACUUCUAGGAUUUGAUGACUUUGUCAAUAUGGUGUUAGAAGAUGUUACAGAAUUUGAGAUUACACCUGAGGGCAGAAGAAUCACAAAACUAGACCAGAUUUUGUUAAAUGGAAAUAACAUAACAAUGCUGGGUCCUGGAGGAGAAGGACCUGAAGUAUAAAUCGAAACAGUUGUCAUCUAUGAAGACAUAUAUAUAUGUAAUAUUAUAUAUA